Cotesia glomerata is the source of this 1320-nucleotide messenger RNA. It is a transcript of the gene Mlf, whose product is annotated as myeloid leukemia factor. Lineage: Eukaryota; Metazoa; Arthropoda; Insecta; Hymenoptera; Braconidae. The record is from RefSeq and is a predicted model, not a curated record. The coding region runs from base 249 to 1160 and encodes 303 amino acids. Gene Ontology annotation, biological process: regulation of DNA-templated transcription. The transcript is spliced from 6 exons. Gene Ontology annotation, cellular component: cytoplasm; nucleus.
UUUAUGGAAAAAGAAACUGACGUGCGUCGUAGGUCGUGUUAAUAAAUUUUCCAUCGAGAAAUUUCUAGCAACUGGAUUGUGAAAACGUGAUCAAUAGAUCACCUCAGAUUUUUAUCAUUGUCACGAAAGUCGUAAUCAAAUUUACGGUAAUUCGAGCCUAGGGUUAUUUUCGAGCAAUAUUUAUUAUUGUCGUUAAUAAUAAUUAAAUAAAAAUAAUUUAAUUGAUAAAGAAGAUAUAAAAAAUAAAAAUGUCUCUCUUUGGAUCAUUGAUGGGUGAUAUUGAAGACGACCCAAUUUUCGGGUCACACAUGCAAUCCAUGCAAUCGAUGAAUAGCAUGAUGAACAUCUUCAGCAAUCCUUUUGGGAUGAUGGCACCAGCACUGAUGGGUCAAGGUCAAAGUAUGAUGGGCCAACAUCAAGGAGGUCCUGUUAACAACAUGCAUCAGAUGAUGUCUUUUGGAUUUCCUAUGCCAACGAUGAAUAUGAAUGCUAUGUUUUCUAAUUUUGAUAACAUGGCUAGCGGUAACUGCAUGACAUCAACAUCAAUAAUGACCUACACAAACGGCCCAGAUGGUCGUCCCCAAGUGUACCAAGCAUCAAAAUCAAUGCGAGCUGGCCCAAAUGGCGUCAAAGAAACCAAAGAAUCUGUUUUUGACUCCCGAGCCGGCACCAAAAAGAUGGCCAUCGGUCACCAUAUUGGCGAAAGAGCUCACAUCAUCGAGAAGAAGAAGGAUUUGCGUAACGGCGAUGAAGAAGAACACCAAGAGUUCAUCAACCUUGACGACGACGAAGCUGAAAAUUUCAACCAAGAAUGGGAACAGCGUAUUCGUCAAGCUCGUCCUCGAGCCAGUGAUUCUCAGGCAGCUAUUGAUUACUCGCCCCACAGAAGACAUCAUCGUGGAGAACGACAGCUUGCGUUGACUGAUGGAACACCAAGUCGACAGAGUGAACGGUCUAGAGUACCAAGUUCAAGACGAAGUAUUCGAGCCUUGACGAACAGUAUUAAAAAUAAAAUCAGCGCAAGUCAAAAUGAUAGUACUGAAACGGAAUCUAAGCCAAAAGCUACUGAGACAUCCGGAAGACGAAAACAUGAAGAUGAUACCGAAGAUGAUGAAGAUAAUAAUAAGAAGAAACGACACUUGUCUACUAGUGAAGAUUAAUCAAUUAAUUAUUGAACUAAAUUUUUUCUAACUUACGUCUGUUAAUAUUUAAUUAACGUAGCUAAUGGACGUAAUUUGACUUUAUCUCAAAACUAAGCUCUCAAUUGAAUAUUCCAUUUUUUUUACACAGAGUAUUAAUUUUUUAUUUUGAUUUCUUCAA